GACAACCUAUCCGUGUGGCCCCGGCGCUGGGCUGUCUGCGGGGGGGCUGCUUGGCCCCUAGAGCCUCCGGCCAUCGCGGGCUGUGCGAUUCGGGAUGAUUUCCAACGAGUUCAGAUGCCGAUGGCUCCUCAAGAUAUCAGUGUUAAGUUUAGGACUUGGACUUGUUUUAUUUAUAUUCAGCAGUGUGUUCCUCCAAGCAGAGUUCUUCAAGUCAGAGCUGCCGCAGCCUGCUUCCAGUGGCCCAAUGCAGAAAUUUCUACCUGAGAAGCAUCUCAGGAGGCUCUUCAGCUACGAGGGGAUCUGGCUCUUCCCUCAAAAUCAGUGCCAAUGUAGAACCCAUGGAAAACAACAAGGAUAUAACUUUAAGAGCGCCUACAAUGAGAAGGAACUCCCAGAGGUGGAUGCCAGGAGACAGGCUGAGUUUGAGCACUUUCAGAGGAGAGAAGGUCUGCCUCGCCCACCACCUCUGCUGGCUAAUCCCAACCUCCCCUUUGGAUACCCAGUGCAUGGAGUAGAAGUCAUGCCCUUGCACACAAUUCCCAUCCCAGGUCUCCUGUAUGAAGGGCCUGAUGCCUCAGUGUAUGAGGUCACCUUGAAAGCUUCUCUGGGGAAACUAAACACUCUUGCUGACAUCCCAGAAGAUGUGGUGCAGGGCAGAGGCCAGAAACAGAUGACCAUCUUGACCAGGGAUCGGAAGAUUUUGAAUUUUGUCCUCCAACACGUGACAUACACCAGCACAGACUACCAGCACAACAGGGUAGACAUGGUGAGCUUGGAGUGCCAGUCCUCAGUAGCCAAGUUUCCUGUGACCAUCCGCUAUCCUGUCAUCCCCAAGUUAUACGACCCUGGACCAGAGAAGAAGCUCAGAAACUUGGUGACUAUCGCCACCAAGACUUUCCUCCGUCCCCACAAGCUUCUGGACCUGCUCAAGAGUAUUCGAGAGUAUUACCCAGACUUGACAGUAAUCGUGGCUGAUGACAGUGAAAAGCCCAUGGAAAUUAAAGACGAGUAUGUGGAGUAUUACAUCAUGCCCUUUGGGAAGGGUUGGUUUGCAGGGAGAAACCUGGCCAUCUCUCAAGUUACAACCAAAUAUGUUCUCUGGGUAGAUGAUGACUUCCUCUUCACCAACAAGACCAAGAUUGAGGUGCUGGUGGAUGUCCUGGAGAAAACAGAACUGGAUGUGGUGGGUGGCAGUGUGCAGGGAAACGUGUACCAGUUCAAGCUGUUGCUUGAGCAGGGUGAGAAUGGGGACUGUAUUCACCGAAGGCCGGGGUCCUUCCAGCGCCUCAACGGCUUCCCCAGCUGUGUGGUGACUGGUGGUGUUACCAACUUCUUCUUGGCCCACACAGAGCGACUCCAAAGAGUUGGCUUUGAUCCCCGACUGCAACGAGUGGCUCAUUCAGAGUUCUUCAUUGAUGGACUGGGGAGCCUGCUGGUGGGCUCCUGCCCACAGGUGAUCGUGAAUCACCAGUCCCGACAUUCAUCAGCGGACCCAGAGCUGGCUGCCCUGGAGAGGAACUACAGCAAAUACCGGACCAACACCAAAGCUCAGAUCCAGUACAAGCUGGCUCUGCAUUACUUCAAAAACCACUUCCAGUGUGGUACCUAAAGGCACAUGAUGCAGCGAAAAUACCUAUUUGACUGUCUGUGGGUAUCUGGAACUAUGGAACUUGCCAGCAGGGCUACCAAAAGUAGACUCCUCCCAACCUAAACAGGGACCCACACCCACUGGUGGAUAGGACAAGUGGAUAUGGCUGUCAAUGGAAGGACCAAUCAAAUGUUCAGGAGUAUUAGAAAUGGACCAAUCACCGAUCAGGGCAAUGGAGAAUAUUUCAAUAACAAAUUCUUUCUUAUUUGUGAAACAUUUGCACAUAGAUAUCUGGCCUCAUCUGAUCCAAUCUCAUGGAAAUGAAUAAACGGGUUGGUGUCCUGAGACAAAAGAAAGCUGCUGUGUGUGUGAAGAGUAUUGGUGGAAAUUAGCUUUGCUUUUGUGCUUGUAAUGGGGCUUGAACUCAGGAACCGUGUGCUCUCCCUUAGCUUUUCCCCUCAAGGCUGGUGCACAAC
Dipodomys ordii (Ord's kangaroo rat) is the source of this 2064-nucleotide messenger RNA. It is a transcript of the gene B4galnt2, whose product is annotated as beta-1,4-N-acetyl-galactosaminyl transferase 2. Gene Ontology annotation, cellular component: Golgi membrane. Bases 95 to 1609 code for a protein of 504 amino acids. NCBI's taxonomy places the organism in Eukaryota, Metazoa, Chordata, Mammalia, Rodentia, Heteromyidae. Gene Ontology annotation, molecular function: hexosyltransferase activity. The record is from RefSeq and is a predicted model, not a curated record. The transcript is spliced from 11 exons. Gene Ontology annotation, biological process: UDP-N-acetylglucosamine metabolic process; UDP-N-acetylgalactosamine metabolic process.